AUGGCAGGUGAAUCCGUGUUGGCUUGGCUUCGGCCUUUCCUCCUCAUUGCCAAAACUCUCGGACUCUUUCCAGUGAAAAAUGUGCAUCGUGUGGGAUACGAAGGCAAGGGUGCUUUGAAGUUCAGAGCGUUGAGUGCGACGACGGUCUACAGCGUUCUAUUCUUGCCAUCCAUGAUGGGCUGCACCUUCGCCAUGAUUAUGAAGUCGAACUAUUUGGACCUGUCCUCAACGGUGGCGGACGAUAUCGCGACGAAAUGCAUGGUCGGGAUAAUGAUCGCCUCCUUCGCUGUCUCGUAUCUCGGGAUGUGGAUAAACGUGAGCAGGUAUCCAGCGUUCCUUAAACGCGUGCGGCGGAUGGAAGAGGAAAUUGACUUGAAUGACAAGGAGAGUCGACCCUUGAAGCGUGUUGGCGGCUUCAUGCUUUCUUCCUAUAUGGUCAUCUUCCUGAAUAUCGCCCUGGCGUGCUCUCUGAACUCCAUUUUCCAUGAUAAUUCGGUCAAAGAAACUGUUUUGUACGUGAUUGGAACAUUCUUUCUCUACGUACUCUUCGUGGCUUCUCUCACUCCGGAACUCAUCUUCGUUUACUUGUGUCAUGUCCUCCGCAUUUUCAGCGUUCACGUGCUCGAAGACCUGUCUAGGAAACUCAAAUCACACGUGGCUGCAAAGCGAGACGUACCUGCUUCGACCCUCACCCUCCCCCAGAAGAAAUUCCCAGCGAUCAUCGUUCCGGACACUGACUCUGAGAUCCAGAUCUGCGUGCAAAAGGCACGGGCCCUGUUCUUGGAGAUAUCGUCUCUCGCCGACUCCCUCAGCGGCCUCCACAGCCCGGGUCUCCUCCUAAUCUUCCUCUGCAACUCAGUGAUGGCGACAAUUAUGAUUUACCAGGGCGCUUCGGCCAUCCUUCGAGAGGACUGGGUAAUUUGCCUCAGUGGGUUCGGCAGUGGGAUCCUUUCGCUCUUCCGGAUGGGGCAUGUGGCGUUGGCUGCCGGGAACAUCGGUACGCAGACACAGGCGAAGCUGAAGGAGAUCACGGCCAGCAGCACCCAGUUGUCUGACCGCCUUUCCCAGCAGAUGAUCUUGUUCGAGUUGCAGAUGUCUUCCCAUCCGGUGCAGCUCACGGCUUCCGACUAUUUCACGCUCGGCAAGGGAAUCAUGACUUCCCGUGCUACUGCUCUUUCCAAGACAGACCCUUCACAGAAGAUGGCCGGUGAAUCCGUGUUGGCUUGGCUUCGGCCUUUCCUAUUCAUUGCCAAAAUUCUCGGGCUCUUCCCACUAGAAAACGUGCGCAGUGUGGGACACGAAAGUAAGGAUGCGUUGCAGUUCAGAGCGUUGAGCGCGGCGACGGUCUACAGCGUCCUCUUCUUGCCAUGCAUGAUGGGCUGCACCUUCGCCAUGCUCUUCAUAUCGAACUCCUUCGACCAGACUUCAACGGUGGCGGACGACAUCGCGACGAAAUGCACGGUCGUAAUGGCGAUCGCCUUCUUCAUCCUCUCGUAUCUCGGGAUGUGGAUUAACGCGAGCAGGUAUCCGGCGUUCCUCGAGCGCGUACGUCGAAUGGAGAUGCGAAUCGGCUUGGGUGCCGAAGAGGGUCGAUCCUUGAAGCGCGUUGGUUCUUAUAUGCUCUCUUUCCAUGUGGUCUUCUUCCUGAUUGUUGCCAUGACGGUCACUUUUCACAUCAUUUCCUAUGACAAUUCGGUCAUGAAAGACAUUAUGCACAUCGUGGGAAGCUUCCUUUUCUACGUUCUCCUUGUGGCUUCCCUCACUCCGGAACUGAUCUUCGUCUACUUGUGCCAUGUCCUCCGUAUUUACACUAUCCACGUGCUCGAAGAUUUGUCUAAGAAGCUCAAAUUACACCUGGUCGCAAAGCGUGACGUACCCGUGUUGACCCUCCCGGUCCCCCAGAAACAGAUCUCAACGACGAUCAUCCCGGACCCAGACUCCGAAAUCCAGAGCAGCGUGCAAGAGGCACGGGCCCUGUUCUUGGAGAUAUCGUCUCUGGCCGACUCCCUCAGCCGCCUCUACAGCCCUGGCCUCCUCCUGAUCUUCCUCUGCAACUCGGUGAUUGCGACAGUCACGCUCUACCACGGGGCUUCUGCCAUCCUUAGGAAGGAUUGGGUCGUCUGUCUUAAUGGGUUCGGCAGUGGGUUCGUUUCGCUCUUCCGCAUGGGACACGUCGCUGUGGCUGCCGGGAACAUCGGUACGGAGACGCAGGCGAAGCUGAAGGAGAUCUCCACGAUCAACAGCGCCCAGUCGCCCGGCAGGCCCUCCCCAGAGAUGAUCUUGUUCGAGUUGGAAGUGUCUUCCCAUCCGGUGAAGCUCACGGCUUCCGACUAUUUCACGCUCGACAAGGGAAUCAUGACUUCCGUCUUCGGAACGAUUGUCACGUAUUUGGUCGUCCUGCUGCAAUUCCGAAUCCAGGAAGUUAUGGACGUCGACCCAGCUAUGACUCUCAGCAACUCCAGCUCCCUUGCAUCUGUCUCAUCGAAUGUUCCAUAA
Molecule: messenger RNA, 2496 nt
Organism: Darwinula stevensoni
Lineage: Eukaryota; Metazoa; Arthropoda; Ostracoda; Podocopida; Darwinulidae
Source: the annotation of a GenBank genome assembly